AUGGCCUUUCCACAUAUCCUGGGUGUGGCUCUUGGCUCCAACGAACCUCCCAGAAUGCGGUCCUUUGCCUACAACUUUGGCAUCCGCCCCGAGGAGGCGUCAACCACGCAUUGCUUUCUUGGGGAUCUCAUCUCAGAGGAAGACCUUAGCUUCUUUUCAGGAGUGUACUUUUCAAUAUUGGGUCCCAUCGGCGAUGUGAUGGACCCUAGAAUUUAUGCCCAGCGAUGCAGGGAUUAUUAUCAUAGUUCCGGAAGCAAUGCGGUUGCCUUUGCCGCCCUGGCCGCUGGUGUGGCCGCUCUCGGGUCAUUUUGGUCUCCCAAUAGACAUCCGCGAGAGUCUGACCUGGUGCAGUACGCCAAAGCCAUUCUUGAUGACCCGGCCCCCAUGCGAUUGCAUGGCAUCGAUCAUAUAGUCGCGUGGGGCAUGCGAGUGUUUUACCUUCGCGCCACAACCCGUCCUAGCAAUGCCUGGAUCGCUUCAUGCACCCAAAUGCACCUGUGUGAAGCGAUAGGACUGCACGAGGAAGAAAACAUCCAGAAGAUGGCCUCCAUUGCAGGCGCCGCGGCAUUCGGACAUGAUGCUGACCGACUGAGGAGGAUCUUUUGGAUCUCAUGGGCUGGGCAUAACAUGCUUUCUUAUGAGUACGAUCGUUCACCUGUCCAAUUUCGGACCGUGACUUGCCAGUCUAUCAUCCCGGUAUCUGGCUCCGUCGCCGACCAAUUUGUGCAAUUAACCCAAAUUAUACCAUCGCCUAACUCUCCGUUUCAACUUGAAUGGCAACCCACAAGUCCGAACGAGGAGCUAAUUGAGCGGCUCAAGGUGUUAGGUGCCUUCCAAGCUAUGCAUUCGUUCCUAGUGGUAACCAAGGCGGAAAUCGCGUUCUGCUUCUAUCGUCACCUUUACCAGCUCAAAGUCCACAUACCGGACGAGAUAAUCAAGUUCAUCAUUGAUAACGGCAAUGCUGCAUUAGAGGCAGCCGAGCUGCAGGCAAAUCAAGGACGUCUGUUUUGGAACGUGAUCAGCAGCGUCUUUCAAUAUGCCUGCAUCCUGUUGGCCAUCGACACGCCGGCCGCCUCUGGUCACAUCAACGUCACCUUUAAAAGCUUAGAGAACCUUGUCAAGGCUGCUGAUACGGAGUUGACACGUGAGGCGUUGUCGAUGGCGCGGCAUCUACUCAGUCUUAAUAUCGCGAAGAAACGAAAGGAACUUGCUCAGUUGGAAGCUAUCGAGACUAACUAUCAAUACUUCCCGGGGCAACGAGAAUCUGAAACCAACAUUACUGUGCCGGAGACGAACUGGGAGCUAGACUGGGACCAGAUCUUUAUUGAGCCAUAUCUUUCGAUGCUCGGUCCUGACAUCCAGCUGUAG
Talaromyces marneffei is the source of this 1368-nucleotide messenger RNA. RefSeq lists its product as uncharacterized. NCBI's taxonomy places the organism in Eukaryota, Fungi, Ascomycota, Eurotiomycetes, Eurotiales, Trichocomaceae. The record is from RefSeq and is a predicted model, not a curated record. The transcript has a single exon. Gene Ontology annotation, molecular function: DNA-binding transcription factor activity. Gene Ontology annotation, biological process: response to xenobiotic stimulus. Bases 1 to 1368 code for a protein of 455 amino acids.